Molecule: messenger RNA, 3030 nt
Organism: Nymphalis io (European peacock)
Lineage: Eukaryota; Metazoa; Arthropoda; Insecta; Lepidoptera; Nymphalidae
Product: protein croquemort-like
Exons: 11
Coding region: 64-1584 (506 amino acids)
Cellular component (GO): cytoplasm; membrane
Molecular function (GO): scavenger receptor activity
Source: RefSeq, a predicted model, not a curated record
AGUAAACGUGCUUCGUGAUCGAAAUAUACAUUAAACAAAUACGUGACAUUUUUAUGAAGAAUUAUGGUGAUCAGUAAGAAGAGUGAGUGGUGGAUAGGAUGUGGUAUGGGGCUCGUGGGUAUUGGGCUGCUCUUCAGCACGACUUGGUCAUCGAUUUUCCACGCAAAAAUAAAACACAUGAUGAUUCUCAAAAACGGCUCGACCUCAUUCGACAUCUGGCGCGAGAUCCCGAUACCGAUUUACUUAGAAUGUUUUCUCUUCAACAUCACAAACGUGGACGAAGUACUCGCGGGGAACAACGUAACGAUAAAAGUACAAGAAAUGGGUCCGUAUGUGUUUAAGGAAAUUAAUACUAAGGUUAAUAUAAGUUGGAACGAGAACAGCACUGUGACGUUUAGAAAUCAAAGGUUCUGGUACUUCCAGCCUGACAUGUCGAACGGCAGUCUCUCCGACAAUGUCACCAGCAUCAACCCAGUAAUAGCGACAAUAGCAUAUACGUUGCGCACGGAGAGGGUGAUUUUAAAAGUAAUGGUGGACAUGAUUCUGCGCACAUACCAUAAGAAUAUAUUUCUGAAAGCGAACGUCUCGUCCUGGCUGUUUGACGGCGUCAAAGAUCCUAUCCUGGAUCUCGUCGGACAUAUCCCUUAUCUACCUUACACAAUACCAUUCGAUAGAUUCGGAUGGUUUUAUAAACGAAAUGGUUCAAUAGAAGCGGAUGGUCUAUUCGUCACGAACACUGGAGCUGCAGAUUUCAGAGAACUUGGCAAAAUCGAGCGAUGGCAACAAACCAAUAGAACUGUCUACAGAGACCAGUGUGGAGAGCUCAAGGGGACCACUGGGGAACUCUGGGCGCUAGAACACGAACAGCCAGAGAUACAGAUCUACGCUGCUGACCUUUGCACACAUAUGUCUUUAGCUUAUUCUGGACCGGUGGUGAAGCAAGGCUUGCCGGGCGUGGAAUUUGCAGCCAACGACUCACUAUUUGAUAACGGAUACAAAUACCCAAGUAUGGCAUGCUAUUGUGAUGAAGUUCGAGAUGAAAACUGCAUGCCUGCUGGAGCUUUGAAUGUGUCCGCUUGCAAAUAUGGAGCCCCAGCCUUCGUGUCUCGGCCACACUUUCUAGGCAUGGACCCGUACUACCCCAGCAAGAUCGAGGGGCUGAAACCGACUGAGAAGCACAAUUUCAAAAUGGCGAUAGAACCAGUGACUGGCAUGCCCCUGGCUAUAUCGGCGCAGCUACAAGCCAAUGCUCUUGUCAGACACAUACCGGGUAUCAGCAUCAAUAACCAGCUGCCGGACGCGGACACGUUGGUACCGAUGUUCUGGUUCCGCGAGGAUAUCCAGGUCGACGAGCGCUACGCCAACUUCGCGGCGCUCGCGCUCGGUGUGAGGUACUGGUUCCCGUACGGCUGCUACUUUUUUAUAGUGGUAGGAUUAUGCCUGAUCGUCAUUGGCGUGUGCAGAAUAAGAAGAUAUGCGUUAGCGAGGCUAAAGGAAGCCGAUAUUACAGCGUCGCAGAAGUUUUUAAGUCACGGCGAUAAGGAGCACGACUUCGGCUUAAAAACGAUAGAAAACAAAUUAUGAUUCUUAAUGACAUAAUUAUAAAGACUGUAAGAAAAGUACACAGUUAAGUUUGUGCCAUUUGAACAUGGGAACCUUAUUUUUAAUUAGUUUUAAGCUAUUAAUUAUGAAAAAUAUGUUUGAAUGAGUUUUUAUAUUAAGUGUGUGUACGUGCAGCGUGUACCGUGCGAUUGUAUGUAGUAUAUAGAUUGUAUGUAAUUUAUUAAUUGUAUUACGUAGGAAGACUGGUAAGUGGGCUAUCUUAUAGUAAGUGGUCACCAGCGCCCAUAGACAUUGGCACUGUAAAAAAUAUAACCAUCCCAUGCAUCGUCAUUGCACCGCCAACAAUAACUAAGAUAUGUCUCUUGUGCCUGGAGUUACGCUGGCCUGGCUGACUCACCCUUAAAACGGAAACACAACUAUAUAGGUACUAAAUAUUGCUGUUUUGCGACUUAAUUUGUAGUAAUUUUUUUUUGUAUUAAUAAUACAAUAUGUAUGUUUAUCAUUAUAUAUGCACGCAAAAGUGUAUGUACUUAAUGUUUUUCGGAAUAAAAGUAUACAACAGCGGAGUUAAUUCCAUGGUCGCAUAAAAAAAAAAUACUAAUUGGCGGUAGAGUACUUGAUCUACGGACAGUGUUGACCACUUACCAUCAGGUGGCCCAUUUGCCCACAUCGGCGGGCUACAUCGAGUUUCAAGUUUGACCAAACAGUCGUAUAUGAACAGCCAUAAAAUCGAUUCCAAUAAAAGUACGAGUAAAAGAUAAAUAAACAAUUUUUACAUAUAAAUAAUCUGUGGUACUCAUUAUGGAUUCGUGAAAAAUGGCGUUUUGAAUAUCAACGUAGUUGUUACCGUAAAAAUCAAGUGGAAAUAAGUAGCUUCAUAGAAUAAUAGUGUUAUUUUAUAAAAGAAAAUAUAAUUCAUCAUGCAUAAGCAGAGCUAUUAGUAAAUCGCAUGGAAUAUGUAAAUCUAAGGUUUGUUUAUCUUUUUCUCUUCUGCCACUGGAAUAACCUAGCCCCGCUAGCUUAAAAUUAAAUCUAAUUAAUGAAGUUUGAGUGAAAUAAUUUUUUGAUGUUUGUAAUAAUAUUUAUUACAAGUAGCGUAAAUAUAUUUGUUUUAGUUUUAUCCAUUUCAUGUCUAUGGUAUAGUUUUGUAAAUAGUUUUAUAAUAGUGAUCCUCGUUAUCUUAUUUGACUUGUUUAGUUUUAAAAUGUCCAUAGGCUCAAUUAUUUUCAUCGAUAUGUAAAAUACAGACUAUUAAAUCUUAUUUUUAAUCUGUGUCAUCGAUCCUUCGACAUUUAAUUUGCGAUGCGGUUGAAAAUAGGCUCGUUGACGUUGACCUCUACCUUCACACUUAAGUUUUUGGGUACACUUUGACCUUAGUGUAGGUCAAAGUUUCGCUAAGUUUUCUUUAGGGCGUGUACACAUGUCUACGGUGCGGUAGCGGCGCCGUAGCAUUACAUGGUGCCCUUG